Fusarium subglutinans is the source of this 825-nucleotide messenger RNA. RefSeq lists its product as uncharacterized. The transcript has 2 exons. The coding region runs from base 1 to 825 and encodes 274 amino acids. The record is from RefSeq and is a predicted model, not a curated record. Lineage: Eukaryota; Fungi; Ascomycota; Sordariomycetes; Hypocreales; Nectriaceae.
AUGACCGGAAAACCAGUUUACAAACCUGACGAGAUACGCUUUGCUUUAAGCCUCAUGGAGAAGGAUUUCUACAACGAUGCGAUUUCUAACGCUUUUCGGGAACGAUUCAACCGAACACUGACAGACAACCAGAUUCGAUAUUUGAGGAACAAAUAUGGCAAGGAUCCUGACUAUGGGAAACGAAAGGAACGUCGAUCUGACUCUGGAGCUGGUUCUUCCGCUUCCCCAGGCUCAGAGUACGUUGCGAAUACCGCCCCGAUGUCCCUUUCCACGUAUCUCUCUAACCUUAGAAACAGAGGAUCACCGGCUGAAGCCAAGAGAGCUCGCCAAGGGUCUUUCAAAGCUUCAGCAGGGCCUUCUCAACAACCCCCAUACCAAUUUGGAUCCCUUCCAUCGCAAUCACCAGUCAAAUUUGAAGACAUAAAAUCCCCCAGCCCGUCUUCUGUCCCCUUGUUCCACGCAGCACCAAUGGCUCAGAUGGGAAACCUUCGUUCACCACCGACAAACUCAUAUAGCCUCUUCUCAGGAGCACCAGCUCAGGCUGGCUUGGGGCAUAUGCCUUUAGCUGACUCCUGGCAGACUCAAGCGAGCGCAAACUUCAACGCCAACUUUUCCCCGAUUAACACUCAUUUUGGCCAACACCAAAUCAAGUCAGCAGAGCAGGGAAGUCCUGAGAGCUGUAAAGCUGCACUGUACCAGACACCUCAUCUGUCACCUAACGCCCAGCCUUCAUAUGCCUCUUAUCUGCGACAGCACCCAAUAGCUGGCUCUCACCCGCCAGUCUCAUCUCCGCAACAGACCGUGUUCGUGGGAGGCGGAGUCUAG